This is a messenger RNA of Ctenocephalides felis (cat flea), 3307 nucleotides long. RefSeq names its product protein Jumonji-like. The transcript is spliced from 13 exons. Gene Ontology annotation, cellular component: nucleus. The record is from RefSeq and is a predicted model, not a curated record. NCBI's taxonomy places the organism in Eukaryota, Metazoa, Arthropoda, Insecta, Siphonaptera, Pulicidae. Gene Ontology annotation, biological process: chromatin remodeling. Gene Ontology annotation, molecular function: histone demethylase activity; DNA binding. The coding region runs from base 125 to 3307 and encodes 1060 amino acids.
ACGACCCCAGAACGAAAACGAGGACUUAAAAAACCCUUUGUAUAACAAGUUGUACCAAAAACCAGCAACCAGCCGUGACGUGGACACGAAAAUUGACCUUCAACGCAACAAAAGGAAAGUCAACAUGUCCAGUGAGGAGAUCGAGAAGUGGUUGAACGAGAGUUGCCUGGAGCCCGAGCCAAUGGAAGAUGACUUGGCGAUGUCCGAACUGGAUAUAAAGAAGUUCAAGGAGACUGUCGAGAUCAAGAACAAGGAGUUUUUUGAAAAACCGGCGGUAAAAGAUGAUGAGAAAGGUAAAAACGAGCGGAAGUUGAUAUUUCAUCAAAAACGUAACACUUUAAAGAUAACUCCGAAUAAAAAUAUGUCGACGAAGAACAAACAAGCGUUCUCUCCUGAUAACGAGACAAGCGUGUACUCUUUUUGUCUUGAUGAUCAAGGACCACCUACAUCAACUCCUUUUAGACCAAAUCUACAUCUCGACACCAAAAGGAAACCAGAGCCAGAAGACAAACCAAAAUUAACUAAAACUCAACGUAAAAAUUCAAGUGUAGACACAUCCGACAUCUUUACACCACCAAAAGUGCUUCCUUCAACCAAACCCGUCGAGACCAAGUCUUGUGACACCAGUGUCGACGUUAUGGAUGUUGGCACAUCUAAAGAUUUAGAUUUGGGUAAUAUGAAGUCUUCGAUUGCUGUUCAGUGUGAUUUCCAAAGCGAUCAGCAAGCAACCAAGAUCACUUUGCCUCAAGGGAACUUGGCUGAUUUUAGGAAUAUGGAGAUUUCUACGCAGACUGAUUAUGCUUUGGCUAACGAGGGGCAUCUAUUUUAUAUUCCUUUGCAGAACUCAAAGACUGGAGAGAACAUCUCGGAGCAUCUCAUUCAAGGAGUUGCCGUCAAAUUAGGCACCGAAGGUCCAGACGGCCCCAACCAGCGCGUGAUAAUGCGUGCCAAACUAGUAACCAAAGCCCAAAUGUCUACCACCAACCAAACCCAAUUAGCAACAACAUCCCACGAAACUCUGACAGCCCUAUCACCAAGCGAAGACUCCCUAAUAAUGGCCAAGAAGACCAUUGACUUACCCAAAAGCAGACGAUCAAACCCUCCACCUGUCGGAACCGUACAACCACUAUCCAGGGAAGAAAAACACAUACCCAAGACUGUCAAUACAUCACCAAAUCUCACCUCUAACCAGGGCUCUCAAUUCAAGUCCUAUCUCAAGGAAAUGGAUGCACAGAAACACUUGAACGACAAGAAACCUGAUUUUAAAAUCAAUCGCCGAGUUGUGUCGCCUGGUUCUGAUAUUAAGAAGGUUGAACCAAAGGAGGUGAACAGUGGUGAGAUAUUGGAUGCUCCCACGUUUUACCCUUCGGAGAAACAGUUUAUGGAUCCUAUAGCAUUCAUUGAACAGAUCACGCCGAUUGCUUCCAAGUUUGGACUGUGCAGAAUUGUGCCUCCUGCUUCUUUUAAACCUGAUUGUAAGGUUGCUGAUGAUAUGAGGUUUACUGCUUACAACCAGUAUGUUAAUCGGAUGAUGUACAGGUUUGGACCUUCUGUUCAAGAAUUAUUGGCGAUUAAGAAGUAUUUGGAAACUCAGAGCAUCACCUUGACACAUGCACCUUUUAUUGGUGGAAUGGAAAUCGAUCUGCCAAGACUUUAUCACACUGUUCAAGAUCUUGGAGGUCUCAAAGAGGUGAUUGAAAAGAAGAAGUGGCACAGGGUUGCAGAAGAAAUGUGCAUACCCAAAUCAGCACAGGACAGGGUCACCAAGCUGGAUGAUAUUUAUUGUAAAUACUUACUACCCUAUGACACGCUGUCACCAGUGGAGAGACAGAAGCUGUUAUCCGAAGUGAAACAGGAGUGGACUCGAAAAGAGACUCUAUACCGCCAAAAACAACACGAAAAGAAUCAACACUACAAGCAGUAUGAGUCUGAUAACCAGCCUGACAAGGAAAGGGACACCGAUACCGAGAGCAACAACAGUAUUGAUGACUUCGAUUCUGAGACUGAUAGGGAUUUAAGGGAGUGUACUUUGAAGGGACGAAAUAUGGCUCUGAGUCAGUUCUUCAGGAUUGCAAGGAACACCAUGUCUGUAUGGUUUAAGAAUGGGGCACCUGAACCCAGCGAGGUUGAGAAACAAUAUUGGGAGCAUGUGUCUCGAAGAGAUAAACAUAUAUGUGUGCAUGUUGGCUCGAUUGACUCAUCAGGCUUUGGUUAUGGAUUUCCUGUCAAGAGUAGUCCUGUUGCUAGGCAUCCAUGGAACCUUAAGGUUUUAACAAAUAACAAUGGAUCAGUGUUAAGAUCUUUGGGACCAGUUAUGGGUUUGACUGUGCCAACUCUUCAUGUUGGAAUGUUAUUUAGUGCAUGUUGCUGGUAUCGGGAUCCUCAUGGAUUACCUUGGAUUGAAUAUCUUCACACUGGGGCAAAUAAAAUAUGGUAUGGAAUACCAGAUAGGGCAUCAGAUGCCUUCCGGGAUGCUUUAACAGUUUUGGCUCCACAAUCAGUACUUCCACAGACAAUUUGGCUGCCAUCAGAUUCAGCAAUGAUACCACCAGGUGAACUGUUGUCUCGAAACGUUCCUCUUUCGAGAACCGUCCAACGUCCUGGUGAAUUUGUCCUCGUGUGCCCUAGGGCUUACACUUCGAGUCUCUGCACCGGAUACGCUGUCUCCGAAAGUGUCUAUUACGCUACCACGGACUGGCUUGAAGGGGCUCAGCAGGAUUUCAAGGAUAUCCAAGAAAGUCGUGAACCAACAAUGUUCUCCCUCGACCAGCUCCUGGUGAGCAUCGCUUCAGAUGCAAGGGCGCAAGACGUUGUUUUGAAAUCGAUCCUGGAGCCUUUGCAGGAGCUGGUGGGACGAGAGAGUAGUGAACGUGAACAGUUUUUGAAAAUAGUCAAUGAUGGUUUGGAUAGUGCUGGUGAUUGUGAUAAAAGUGAACGUAGUGUUCAAGUGAAAGAACUCAAAGAUAAGGAGUGCGAUGUGUGCAGGGCUAAUCUCUAUGUCUCAAUGGUCUCCCACAAAGAAGAAGACUCCACCAUGUGUCUCAGACAUGCAAUACGCUUCCUGAACCAGAAAAGGCAAAAGAUCGCCAACGAGAACUCGAAGACAUCAGGAAAGAAGAAGAUUCUGAUCACCGAAAGGGAUUUCCUCAACAACUGGCAACUGGUCUACAGCUAUUCGAUCCAGGACCUGGAAAGUCUUUGUGAUAAAGUUAAGAGUCGGUUGGAAGAUGGAGGCUCAGUUGUCCAGGACAGUGUCAGUAGCAUCAGUGCUGGCAAGGGACAGGGUAAGAGGAAGAAAAAGUUUUAA